AUGUAUUACCUAACCCGGCAGACCGCGUUUGAAGCAUCACAUUACAAUCGUAUCCCUGAAUUGGGCGAUGCCGAGAAUUUUGCGUUGUUCGGUGCUGCUGCAAAUCCAAAUAGCCACGGACAUAACUAUGUGCUUGAAGUGAUGGUGAAGGGCGAUGUAGAUGCGGAUGACGGCAUGGUUAUCAAUCUGGUAACGUUGGAUGCCUUGUUGAAGACGGAAGUACUUGCCAAUUACGAUCACAAGCAUCUGAACCGUCAACACCCAGUUUUCGCGAAAAAUCCGCACCUGCAACCGACGUGUGAGAACAUCACGAUGGAGAUUUGGCAACGACUCGUGCCUUCUCUGCCAGAGGAGAUGUUGCACAGAGUGCGACUCUACGAGAGCACGUCCAAUUUUGCCGAUUAUUAUGGGGACGGACCGAUGGUUUAUCUGACCAAGGCUUACGAGUUUAGCGCAGCCCACCGCUUACAUAGCCACGUGCUCAGUGACGAGGAAAAUCAAGACAUCUUCGGAAAGUGCAAUAACCCGGCUGGACAUGGGCAUAACUACGUCCUUGAAGUUACCGUAAAGGGAGACGUAGAUAAGAGAACCGGGCUGGUUGCAGGUCUGAAUUUUCUUGAUGAAAUCGUUCAAAAACAGGUCUAUGCGCGCUUUGAUUACAAGCAUCUCAAUGUUGAUACGCCUGAAUUUGAGACGCUUAACCCGACCUCGGAAAAUUUCGUCAAAGUACUUUGGGAUGUAUUAGUGCCGAAUUUACGUCCGGUAGUUUUACAUCGCCUACGCUUAAGAGAAACGCCGAAAAAUCAUUUUGAUUACUACGGCGCGUAA
Molecule: messenger RNA, 828 nt
Organism: Geodia barretti
Lineage: Eukaryota; Metazoa; Porifera; Demospongiae; Tetractinellida; Geodiidae
Source: the annotation of a GenBank genome assembly